Molecule: messenger RNA, 2604 nt
Organism: Sorghum bicolor (sorghum)
Lineage: Eukaryota; Viridiplantae; Streptophyta; Magnoliopsida; Poales; Poaceae
Product: pentatricopeptide repeat-containing protein At4g37170
Exons: 1
Coding region: 509-2416 (635 amino acids)
Biological process (GO): RNA modification
Molecular function (GO): RNA binding; zinc ion binding; protein binding
Source: RefSeq, a predicted model, not a curated record
CAGUAAACCAACGAGUUUUUUAAGAGGCUAAGUACAUUUGUUUGGUUCCACUGACCGUUUUCAAAAUCUCAGCUCUAAAAUAUAUAAGGCAAUUUCGUAUCAGAAAUCUUGGACUAUUUUUAAAUUAUCCUAGUUACUUUUAUGUUUUUUUUUCUAUCUUGUACAUUUGUACUUUUAUACUUUCUUUCUCUUUUGUACGUGCUAUCUUCCACCCCCGUACAUUUCCACUGGGUUGAUUUUCUUAAGUUCGAAAGUUUGUAAACUCAAGAUUGAGAGAAUUUUGAAAACUCUCAAGAUUGAGAGUGGGUUUUGAGAACAAUUGAGAAUUUGAGAUGCUCUCAGCGGCUACGGAUCUUAGAAGCCAUUGUUUAGCCGUAACAGUAUGUUCCUUUUCCUCGCCGGCGGUAAUGAGUCGCAUUCACGGAUCACCAUUGCCGCUUCCCGCGUAUCAGUAUUCGCUCAGCUCGUUUAGUUUCAUCACUUUGACCACGGCGGUCGGCGGCCAUGCAUGCCGUCGCGAGCCGCUAUCCGCAUGAAGCCCCCUUCUUUCUCGGUGUCCGUAACCACGGCAUCCCAGCUCCACGACGCCAUCGACCGCCUCCUCCCGCUCCUCCGCGCCGACGCCUCCCACGCCUCAGCCGCUCGCGCGAUCGCCGCGGCCGUCGCCUCAUUCCGGCCGCCCUCCACGCUCCUUUCCAACCGCAUCCUCCACCUCCUCUCCUCCCACCCGGCCACUCUCCCGGACGCGCUCGCCCUCCUCUCCUCCCUCCCAAGCACCGAUGUAUGCUCCUACAACACCCUCGUCGCGGCGCUCGGCCGCUCCCCGCGCGGCCUCGCCUCCGCGCGCGCGCUGUUCGACCGAAUGCCCCGGAGGGACCACUUCUCCUGGUCCGCCAUCGUCUCCGCGCACGCGCGCCACGGCCAGCCCCGCGCCGCGCUCGCGAUCUACCGCCGGAUGCUGCGGGAGCCGGGGAGCGCCGGCGUGGACAACGAGUUCACCGCGUCCAGCGCGCUCGCCGCGGCCACGGCCGCCCGGUGCGCGCGCGCGGGGAGGGAGCUGCACUGCCACGUGGUCAGGAGAGGGAUCGACGCGGAUGCCGUCGUCUGGAGCGCGCUCGCAGACAUGUACGCCAAGUGCGGGCGCGUGGACGACGCGAGGAGCGUGUUCGAUAGGAUGCCCGUUCGGGACGUCGUCUCUUGGACGGCCAUGGUGGAGAGGUAUUUUGACGCCAGGCGCGAUGGCGAAGGCUUCAGGCUGUUCGUGCGCAUGCUGAGGAGUGGCAUUCAACCGAAUGAGUUCACGUACGCAGGGGUUCUGCGUGCCUGCGCAGAAUUCACCUCGGAGAAACUCGGGAAGCAGGUGCAUGGUCGAAUGACAAAGAGCAGGGCAGGGGAUUCAUGCUUUGCAGAGAGUGCGCUUGUGCACAUGUACUCCAAGUACGGCGACAUGGGAACUGCAGUGCGUGUCUUUAGGGGGAUGCCAAAGCUGGACUUGGUGUCAUGGACGGCCAUGAUCUCUGGCUAUGCGCAGAAUGGGCAGCCAGAUGAGGCUUUGCGUUAUUUCGACAUGCUAUUGAGGUCAGGAUGCAGGCCUGAUCAUGUCACCUUUGUUGGUGUUCUAUCUGCAUGUGCUCAUGCCGGCCUGGUUGAUAAAGGUCUGAGUAUCUUCCAUUCGAUAAAGGAUGAAUAUGGUAUUGAGCACACUGCUGAUCAUUAUGCUUGUGUGAUUGAUCUCCUCAGCCGGUCAGGCCUGUUUGAGCGAGCAGAAGAGAUGAUCAACACAAUGUCUGUAAAGCCUAACAAGUUCCUUUGGGCGUCCUUGCUUGGUGGCUGCCGGAUCCAUAAGAAUGUCCGUCUCGCAAGGUGGGCAGCGGAAGCAUUAUUUGAAAUUGAGCCUGAAAAUCCAGCAACAUAUGUUACUCUAGCCAAUAUUUAUGCAUCGGUUGGUUUGUUUGAUGAAGUUGAGAAUACGAGACGGAUCAUGGAGUUAAAGGGCAUAACUAAAAUGCCAGCCUCAAGUUGGAUUGAAGUUGGGACAAGAAUGCAUGUGUUUCUGGUUGGGGAUAAGUUGCAUCCUCAAGCUGAACAAGUAUAUGCGCUUCUGAAGAAGCUGUAUGUAAAGAUGAGGGAAGAAGGGUAUGUGGCAGACACUGGAUUUGUUCUCCAUGACGUAGAAGAUGAGCAGAAGCAGCAGGACAUUGGUUAUCAUAGUGAGCGGCUUGCUGUUGCUUUUGGAAUCAUUGCCACUCCGAAGGGGGCUCCUAUCAAGGUUUUCAAGAAUCUGCGCAUUUGUGGGGACUGUCAUACCACUAUUAAGUUAAUAUCAAAGAUUGUGCAGAGAGAGAUCAUUGUCAGGGACUCUAAUAGGUUCCAUCACUUCAAGAACGGGAGUUGUUCUUGCAGGGACUAUUGGUGAUCUGUACUGCAUAUACAAGGAAAUGGACAAAUGGUUUCAAGUUUUAACUUUUGACUUUUUGAUACUGGAAAUGACUAAGGUCAAUGUUUGGCAGUACUGAUAUGGUGGCUUGUUUGGCAUGUUAGCUCUUUUGCAGUACAACUAGGCAAACUGCAACAAAAUGGCACUUGAAUCAUUCCUUCUGCAAA